AUGAACUUCAAUUCUGGGCCUGUUCGAAGGAAAUCUAAAUAUCAAAGGUUGAAAGGCUGGCAUGCCAAGCGAGCCACUAACAGCUCCGAUGCCAUCGAGGAUUCGGCAGAAACAAGCCAACUACGCGACUGCCUCAAUACCAAUGGGUCUGGCUCUACUUGUCUCAACGCCUCCACCAGCGCAGCUCUUUCCUCAACCAGCACUGCUCUUCCCUCAGCCAGCACGGUUCUUCCUUCAACCAGCCCUGUCUUUCCUCCCAAUAACGCAACCAACACGGGAGCCUCAACCAGCGUUUAUCUUGCUCCUAAUAGCACAGCCAACACGGGCUCCUCAGCUAGCGGUCCUAUUACUCAUGCCAACGCGACUACCACCACAGCUCACCCGGGCACAUUUGCCACAAAUAGUCGUUUAGGCUGGAAGAUUGGUCUUGUUGCUCCCUUAAUAGUGAUCCUGUUUAUUAUUGGUCUGGUGAUCAGACACAAAAUGGUCAAAAAACGAAACAUGCGGGAGAAAUGGCAAGAGGUGGGCAUACAUCAUGAUCUGGGCGGAGAGAAACGGCAGCAGGCGGCGCGGGAAAGUCAAAAGGAGACGAAGGGAAUCCACCCGAAGGGCACGAGAGAAGAUAACCUCCAAGCGCAAGAGAUUCUUUCGACCCCUGAACUGGCGAGGAGGAAAGAGCCCUCCCAGCCGGAGAUGCUUGGCUUGGAGAGAGGCUGCCAAGUGGACGAAGAGGACAAUCGGUCGAGGAAGUCGAGUGUAGCAUCUCGGUUCAGCCUACGUUCCUUCUCCCUACGCCCGCCCAUGGACAUGUCCGUCUUCCAAACGCGCACCGACGCGGCCCUGGAUACCAUCCAGCUCGAAAUCAAGCACCGGGAAAGGAUGUCCAAAAUGAAGUGA
Molecule: messenger RNA, 897 nt
Organism: Puccinia triticina
Lineage: Eukaryota; Fungi; Basidiomycota; Pucciniomycetes; Pucciniales; Pucciniaceae
Exons: 1
Coding region: 1-897 (298 amino acids)
Source: RefSeq, a predicted model, not a curated record